AUGAACACCCCUCCUCAUCCUCCUCAGCCUUUUCAAGUAGAAGAAUCUUCACAACAAUCAGCAAAAGAGCUCAGCAACGAGUCGCCCCCGCGGGCAUACGAGAGUGGCAAACCGAGUGCACGCGCUCCGACGAAGGCAGCACGAAGGAUCAGGGGAGAAAUAGCUUGUGCUGAGUGCCGGAGACUUAAAAUUCGCUGCGAUAAGAACAUACCAUGCGCAACAUGUGUCAAACGAGGCUGCGACGCUCUUUGCCCCAAUGGUACCAUCCCGCCUGGUGAAGGGAGCCGGUUUGUCAUAGCGGCCACGGAUCAUUUACGCAACCAGAUUACAAGACUAGAAGCGCGUAUGCGCUCUUUAGAAGACGCUUUAGCUAUUAUGCAUACUUCAGAGACUGAUCGACCACAUCCUUUGCUCGUACCAACGAAUGACCAAGACGAAGAAGUGGAAUCGAUCUUGAAGCCCGUUCCUGAAGAACAGACUGAACCAUUUUUAGGUACGCUGUUUUUGGACCCACACGGAGGAUCUCGUUUUUUUGGAGCAUCUGGAGGCUCAGAGAGUCUGCUACAGACAUCAAAGAGUAUAGUUUUGCAAGACUUGGAUUUGUCGUACCUCCCUCCGGAAAUAAAACAAUGCUAUCAGUCAUUCCCAUUUACCCCUCCGAAUGUAAUAGCCGCUCCAAUCCAGGAGACGAUAGAAUCAUUUCUCCCGGGGAUGGAACGUGCUAUCGCACUCUGCGACAACUUUUUGGAGCAGUUGUCCUGGAUGUUCCACAUCGUGUCGCGUCAACUGUGUGUAAACGAACUCAUUCCGACAAUAUACAAACAGAACGCCAAACCGUACGGCCCUCAUGAUUUAGCACUUCUCCUGAUCGUUCUGGGCAUCGGAUGCCUUGUGGACUUAAAGCUCCGUCCAUUUAACCUGGAAGCCCAGCAUUAUUAUCAAUUAGCCAGAGCAACCCUUGCCCUUCAAUCCGUGUUAGCUGAACGGUCGGUUGUUACAAUCAAGGUCUUGCACUUAAUGAGUAUCUACAAUGGAAUGAGUGGAAAGGAGUCCAACCUCGAGCAAUCUUACGUCUUUCUCGACUUAGCCGGCCAAGUUGCGUUGCAGAUCGGGUUUCACGUUGAUCCAGUUAUAUGGGGAUUGAAGGGAAGAGAAGCGUACGAUAGGCGGGUGUAUUUUUGGAACCUUAUGUCCGCUGUCCUUUGGCAGAGCCUGGUCACUGGACGUCCUCCAAGUCUUCUCACAUCUUACGUUGACUGCAGGAUCCCAACCGAGGAGGACGAGGACCUCUUUCAACAGGGCGAGGUUCCUCUUGGCUUCGGGAUAUGGGGGUUUAAAGCGAGUCAGCUUUGCCUAAUGCCGGUGGUGAGAGCGGUGCUAGCUGCAAAACCUCCAAGUUAUGAUGUGAUAAUUGAACUCGACCAAAAAAUUCGUGGUCUUGCAGUACCCCGCACGGACAUGGACACUCUGCAAAGCCACACAGAACGGACGGCUAUUUCUAUGAGGACGUUCGUGCGGUCGCAUUACCAAGAACUGAUGCUUCUCUUCCUUCAUCGCGCGUACUUCGCACAAGCCAUGACAGAAUAUCCCAUGAACCCACUCCAGAGCCCCUAUGGCCAAUCCGUUAAAGCUGCGUAUUCUAGCGCAUGUAUCGUCCUGCAAGAUACAAGGAGCCAGUUCUCACGGAAACCGGUUCUCUGUGCUCGUGUUUGGCGGAUAUGGUCAUUUACUUUCUCCGCAGCAGUUGUUGUUGGGACAGUAGCUAUUCGAGGCGCGCAUAUGAACCUCAUACCACCCCCGCUGCAAGAGUUUGAGGCCAUCUGUAAAGUAUUCAGCGAAGCAGCUCAGACGAGUAACCGUGCUGAACGAGCCUUGGUAUGA
Messenger RNA from Laccaria bicolor S238N-H82, 1881 nucleotides. RefSeq lists its product as uncharacterized. The transcript is spliced from 13 exons. Gene Ontology annotation, biological process: regulation of DNA-templated transcription; DNA-templated transcription. The record is from RefSeq and is a predicted model, not a curated record. Bases 1 to 1881 code for a protein of 626 amino acids. Gene Ontology annotation, molecular function: DNA-binding transcription factor activity, RNA polymerase II-specific; DNA binding; zinc ion binding. NCBI's taxonomy places the organism in Eukaryota, Fungi, Basidiomycota, Agaricomycetes, Agaricales, Hydnangiaceae.